AUGAAAAAUAAUUACGGGAAAAUUUUAUUAUUGUCAUCUUGUGCUUUGAGCUUUGGCAUAUACUGUUACGUGAAGAAAACAAAAUAUUCAGAUUAUGAAAGGAGAUAUGAAGGUGUUUUAAAAGAUAUAGAAAGACAAAAAAUGAAACUUCAAAAAUGGAAAGCUGAUAAUUUAUAG
This is a messenger RNA of Plasmodium malariae, 177 nucleotides long. RefSeq names its product protein PET117, putative (gene PET117). The coding region runs from base 1 to 177 and encodes 58 amino acids. Lineage: Eukaryota; Apicomplexa; Aconoidasida; Haemosporida; Plasmodiidae. The transcript has a single exon. The record is from RefSeq and is a predicted model, not a curated record.